Messenger RNA from Diutina rugosa, 1290 nucleotides. Its product is annotated as methionine aminopeptidase. The transcript has a single exon. Gene Ontology annotation, biological process: proteolysis. Bases 1 to 1290 code for a protein of 429 amino acids. NCBI's taxonomy places the organism in Eukaryota, Fungi, Ascomycota, Pichiomycetes, Serinales, Debaryomycetaceae. The record is from RefSeq and is a predicted model, not a curated record. Gene Ontology annotation, molecular function: metalloaminopeptidase activity.
AUGGCAACCACUAGCGCUGUCGACGCAGCCACUGCUGAAGUGAAACAGCUUUCCGUCAACGAUGCCCCCGAGCUGAAGCCAGAACUGGUGCCUGAAGAAACCCCCGAGCCCGCCGACGGCGACAAUGACGCCAACGACGCCGCCAGUAGCGAUGCCGCUAAAGCCGCCAAGAAGAAGAAGAAGAACAAGAAGAAGAAGAAGACUCAACCCAUCGACGCCCUGUACCCGGACGGCAAGUUCCCCGAAGGGUUGUGGAUGGAAUACCCGUUGGAAGUGAACCUGUACCGUACCACCUCCGAAGAGUGCCGCUACAACGACCGCCAAAACGACUCCAAAUGGGAGGAUUUCCGGAAGGGGGCUGAGAUCCACCGUCGGGUGCGCCACAAGGCGCAAACCCUGAUUCAACCGGGGAUGCUGAUGGUGGAAAUUGCCGAUUUGAUCGAAAACUCCGUCCGCAACUACGCGGGCAACGUCGCCCCGAAACAGGCCGGGGUCGGCUUCCCCACGGGGUUGUCGCUUAACCAUGUUGCUGCUCACUAUACCCCGAACACUGGCGACAAGACGGUGUUGCAAAAGGACGAUAUCAUGAAGGUGGACAUCGGUGUCCACGUCAACGGGCGUAUCUGUGACUCAGCGUUCACGAUGACGUUUAACGACACUGAGAAAUACAAGCCGUUGAUGGACGCCGUCAGAGAAGCUACCAACACCGGGAUCCGCGAGAUGGGGAUCGAUGUGCGGUUGACGGAUAUCGGGCUGGCCGUGCAAGAAGUGAUGGAGCUGUACGAAAUGGAAGAGAACGGGAAGUUGUUGCCGGUGAAGUGUAUCCGUAACCUUAACGGCCACUCGAUCGGCGACUACGUCAUCCACCUGGGGAAGACGGUGCCCAUCGUCCCCAACGGCGACCAGACGAAGAUGGAGGAAGGCGAAGUCUACGCCAUUGAAACGUUCGGUUCUACUGGCCACGGCUACGUCGUGCCUGAAGGCGAGUGUCUGCACUAUGCCCUCAACCUGGACGUCAGCCACUUGCGGGUCCCUGGCGACCGCGCUCAACAGUUGAUGGAAAAGAUCAACAACACCUUCGGCACGUUGCCGUGGUGUCGCCGGUACCUUGAACGUGAGACGGGCGAGGACAAGUACUUGCUUGGGUUGAACCAGUUGGUGCGGGCGGGCAUCGUCGAGGACUACCCGCCGAUUGUCGAUGUCAAGGGCUCGUACACGGCCCAAUUCGAACACACGGUGUUGUUGCAUGCCCACAAGAAGGAAGUGGUGACCAAGGGCGACGACUAUUAG